Molecule: messenger RNA, 1695 nt
Organism: Aureobasidium melanogenum CBS 110374
Lineage: Eukaryota; Fungi; Ascomycota; Dothideomycetes; Dothideales; Saccotheciaceae
Exons: 10
Coding region: 1-1695 (564 amino acids)
Biological process (GO): riboflavin biosynthetic process
Molecular function (GO): GTP cyclohydrolase II activity
Source: RefSeq, a predicted model, not a curated record
AUGAAUGGUGCAAGUGGGGAUGCUGCCAUCCUGCAAGAGAUUCUAGCCAGUCUCAAGACCAUUCAGCAAGAGAAUACUCAUCUGGCUGCUGCUGUUGAUGCCAUCAAUGGCCGAGUCAAUAUUCUUGCUGGCGUCAAGCAAGUCAAAGACAUGACUGUAGAUCCCACUGCCGUAAAACACAACAAGCAGCCUCCGGCAGACCCCGUUGUCCCCCCUCUUUCAGAGAAUACUCCCUCCAGUCCUGAUCUGUCUGCUAUGUCAGGAUCUGGUCGUAGAUCAAGUGUCACCUCCAAGAUCAUCCUUACCUCAUAUCCAGGCCAGGCUGGUGUUGACCCUCUGCCUAUGGACUGGGGCAACAAGGACCCAUCUCUUCGAGGUCCUGUGGUUGUUUCAAGGAACCCAAGUUCGAUUCGAAGACGCAAUGCUAUUGGUGCACAUGGCGGCUCCUACGCGAUAUACAAUGCACUCGCUGUAGCGAGCAAGAAUCUUAAUACUGAUCACCGCCCGGAUUUUACAAACACCGAGCCAGCAGCCAACAUUGGACCUUUUCCACAAUGGUCCGAUCCCAAGAAGAUCGUUGCCAUGGAUCCGCUAGGUCAUCUUUCCCCGUGGCUGUUCAAAGACAUCAUUCAAAAGGAAGACGUCGAUAUACGACCUACCAUUGCGAUCACCAAGGCACACAUGAGAGUUCCCGAACUUGAAGAGAGUGUCAAGGCAGGUAGACUGGUUCCAGAUGGCAAGAUCUGUCUCAACGCAACUGGCGAGCUUGCAGUCACGAAGUUCGCCGUGGAGCCGGUUUGGUACCUGCCUGGAGUUGCGGAACGAUUUGGUAUCGACGAAGGCACUCUAAGACGUUCUCUUUUCGAGUACACCGGAGGUUCAUACCCUGAGCUCAUUACGCGAGGAGACAUCAAGACCUUCCUGCCUCCCAUCGGAGGAUUGACUGUUUACUGCUUCGGUGAUCCUGCGAAGAUGUCUGACCCGAGCGUCAAGCUCGCCCUGCGCAUCCAUGAUGAGUGCAACGGAUCAGAUGUGUUCGGCUCAGACAUCUGUACAUGCAGGCCUUACCUAACAUUUGGUAUCGAGGAAGCAGUUAAAGAAGCUCAGAAUGGUGGCAGUGGCGUGGUCAUUUAUUUCAGGAAGGAGGGCAGAGCGCUUGGAGAGGUCACAAAAUAUCUUGUAUACAACGCAAGGAAACGUGGCGCCGACCGCGCAAGUGAAUACUUCAAGCGCACAGAAAACAUCGCCGGAGUCAAAGACAUGCGCUUCCAAGCACUCAUGCCAGACAUUUUACAUUGGCUCGGUAUCACCAAGAUUGAUAGAAUGUUGAGCAUGUCGAACAUGAAAGGUGUGUUGAGAUUCAAGGGGAUGUUGACAAAGUCGCCGAGACCCAAGCUGCGAAUCGACUCCUCUUCACCUCAAUACACCCUGCAUGAUGCUAUUGUUGAACAGGGCAUUCCGAUCCACGAGCGAGUUGAACUGCCUGACGAGAUGAUUCCUGCCGACAGUAGAGUAGAAAUUGAUGCCAAAAUAGCUGCAGGGUACUUCACUAACGGCAACGUGAUGACGAUGGACGAGCUGUCGAACGUCCAGGGUCGCGCUUGGGAGGAUGUCGAUAAGCUGGGGUCUUAUUGCUUCUCAAACUUGUCGUUGGUUCACAUCAAGGAGUCGCCAGAGAGAUUCAUGCAUGCAUGA